Messenger RNA from Raphanus sativus (radish), 4144 nucleotides. Its product is annotated as kinesin-like protein KIN-14B. Gene Ontology annotation, molecular function: microtubule binding; microtubule motor activity; ATP binding. The record is from RefSeq and is a predicted model, not a curated record. Lineage: Eukaryota; Viridiplantae; Streptophyta; Magnoliopsida; Brassicales; Brassicaceae. The coding region runs from base 176 to 3961 and encodes 1261 amino acids. Gene Ontology annotation, biological process: microtubule-based movement. The transcript is spliced from 22 exons.
UAUAAAUCUCAGAGAGACAAACCGGAAAAAAGGAAAAAAAAAGGAAUAAGGAGGUAAUAAAUUCAAAAACUUUUGAAUGCUUUCGCUUCUUCGAAUCUGAGGCUUCCCCCACUGCUGCUUGCGUGAUUUGCCCCCAAAUCUGGAUUACAAUUAGGGUUUUUUGUUGUUGUUGAAAAUGGCGGAGAACAACAACAACAACAACAAUAGGUGGAACUGGGAGGUGACUGGGUUCGAACCGAACAAGUCUUCUUCUUCUCCGAUUGGACGGUAUUCGAUCCCGAAGAACUCGCUUCCACCGCACUCGUCGGAGCUUGAAUCUAAGGUUCACAGUUUGAAGGAGAAAGUUGAGCUUGCGAAGGAUGAUUAUGUAGGAUUGAGACAGGAAGCUAUUGAUCUUCAAGAGUAUUCUAAUGCCAAGCUUGCGAGGGUUACUCGUUAUUUAGGUGUUCUCGCUGACAAAACUCGUACAUUGGAUCAACAUGCUCUUGAGACUGAGGCUCGGAUAUCUCCACUUAUCAAUGAGAAGAAAAGACUCUUCAACGACUUGCUCACCACCAAAGGGAACGUGAAGGUAUUUUGUCGAGCGAGGCCUUUAUUCGAAGACGAGGGUCCCUCUAUUAUUGAGUUUCCUGAUAACUGCACCGUGCGUGUGAACACUGGUGAUGAUACUCUAUCCAACCCCAAGAAGGAAUUUGAAUUUGACAGAGUUUAUGGACCUCAUGUUGGUCAAGCUCCACUGUUUAGUGAUGUCCAACCGUUUGUGCAAUCCGCUCUGGAUGGAUCUAAUGUCUCUGUAUUUGCCUAUGGACAAACUAACGCCGGGAAGACAUACACCAUGGAAGGAUCUAAUCAGGACCGUGGUUUAUAUGCUCGUUGUUUCGAGGAACUUAUUGACUUGGCCAAUUCUGAUUCAACUUCCACUUCUCAGUUCAGUUUCUCUGUUUCAGUGUUUGAGCUCUAUAACGAACAGAUUAGAGAUUUACUCCCGGGUUGUCAGAGCAACUUAGCAAAGAUCAAUAUGGGUUUACGAGAAUCUGUUACAGAGCUCUCGCAGGAGAAAGUUGAUAAUCCAUCUGAGUUCUUGAGAAUCCUGAAAUCUGCACUUCAGAGUAGAGGGAAUGAUAAGUCAAAGUCUAAUGUGACCCAUCUGAUUGUCUCAGUACACAUUUGUUACAGCAACACAAUAACGGGAGAAAGUGUAAAUAGCAAGCUCUCUUUAGUUGACCUGGCUGGGAGUGAAGGAUUAACUGUGGAAGAUGACAAUGGAGAUCACGUAACCGAUCUUCUCCAUGUUACGAAUUCCAUUUCUGCGCUGGGAGAUGUUUUAUCUUCUCUGACGGCAAAGAAAGAUACAGUUCCUUACGAGAACUCAUUUCUUACAAGAAUACUUGCUGAUUCACUAGGGGGGAGCUCCAAAACAUUGAUGAUCGUCAACAUUUGUCCAAGUGCUCGAAACUUAUCUGAGAUAAUGUCAUGUCUCAAUUAUGCUGCUAGAGCUCGGAAUACGGUACCAAGCCUUGGGAAUCGAGACACAAUCAAGAAAUGGAGAGACUUGGCAAAUGAUGCCAGGAAGGAGGUAUUGGAGAAAGAGAGGGAAACUCAGCGUCUUAGACUAGAGGUUACGGGUUUAAAACAAGCACUUAAAGAAGCAAAUGACCAAUGUGUACUGCUCUACAAUGAAGUACAGAGGGCGUGGAGAGUUUCAUUCACUCUGCAAUCAGAUUUAAAGUCAGAGACUACUAUGGUUGCAGACAAGCAUAACGUAGAAAAGGAGCAGAAUUCUCAGUUAAGAGAUCAAAUCUCUCAACUUUUACAGUCAGAACAGGAACAAAAGCUUCAGGUGCAACAACAAGAUUCUACCAUUCAAAAUCUCCAGUCUAGAGUUAAAGAAUUAGAAUCACAACUGAGUAAAGCCUUUAAUUCUGAGACGACAAGAUCGACAGAUCCCUCGGAAUCUCAUCCCAGAGCAGCUGGGAGCACAGUUGAUUCCCCUGCUGUUACCAAGAAACUUGAGGAAGAACUGAAAAAACGUGAUGCACUGAUUGAGCGGUUGCAUGAAGAAAACGAAAAAUUGUUUGACAGGUUAACAGAAAAGUCAAAUGCUGGUUCUACUCAGGUCUCUAGCCCAUCAUCAAAAGCUUCACCAACAGUUCAGCCUGCAGAUUUUGACAGGAAAAAUAGUGUCGGCGCUUUACCAUCUUCAGUAGAUAAGAAUGAGGGUGGUACAGUUACAGUAGUAAAAUCCAGCUCUGAAAUAGUAAAAACCACUCCAGCUGGAGAAUACUUGACAGCUGCUCUUAAUGAUUUUGAUCCGGAACAGUAUGAAGGUCUUGCAGCCAUUGCCGAUGGCGCAAACAAGCUUCUGAUGCUGGUUUUGGCAGCUGUCAUAAAGGCUGGUGCUUCCAGAGAGCAUGAGAUCCUUGCUGAGAUCAGAGAUUCUGUGUUUUCAUUCAUCCGGAAGAUGGAGCCAAGAAGAGUAAUGGAUACAAUGCUUGUUUCUCGAGUCAGGAUAUUGUACAUAAGGUCCUUACUUGCGCGAUCACCUGAGCUUCAGUCGAUCAAGGUUUCUCCUGUUGAACGCUUUUUGGAGAAGCCUUACACUAGUCGAACUAGAAGCUCCAGCGGGAGUAGCAGCCCGGGUAGAUCGCCAGUUCGGUACUAUGAAGAGCCGAUACAUGGCUUCAAAGUAAAUUUAAAGCCAGACAAGAAAAGCAAGUUGGUAUCAGUAGUUUCAAGAAUCCGUGGACAUGACCAGGAUACUGGGAGGCAACAAGUAACUGGAGGAAAGCUGAGGGAGAUACAAGAUGACGCCAAAAGUUUUGCGAUUGGAAACAAACCCUUGGCUGCUUUGUUUGUUCACACUCCUGCUGGUGAACUACAAAGGCAGAUUAGGUCAUGGCUUGCAGAAAGCUUUGAGUUUCUUUCUGUUACAGCAGACGAUACUUCUGGAGGAACCACAGGCCAGUUAGAGCUUCUUUCCACAGCAAUUAUGGAUGGCUGGAUGGCUGGAGUAGGAGCUGCAGUGCCACCUCACACAGAUGCUUUGGGACAGCUUUUAUCUGAUUAUGCAAAAAGAGUCUACACCUCUCAGAUGCAGCAUCUAAAGGACAUUGCUGGUACUUUGGCUUCGGAAGAAGCAGAAGAUGCUGGUCAAGUAGCAAAGCUUAGAUCAGCUCUUGAGUCUGUUGACCACAAAAGAAAAAAGAUUUUGCAACAAAUGAGAAGUGAUGCAGCUUUGUUUACCUUGGAGGAAGGCACUUCUCCCGUUCAGAAUCCUUCCACAGCAGCCGAAGACUCGAGAUUAGCUUCUCUCAUUUCUCUAGAUGCCAUACUGAAGCAAGUCAAGGAAAUAACAAGACAAGCCUCUGUCCACGUUUUGAGUAAAAGCAAGAAGAAAGCAUUACUUGAGUCACUUGAGGAACUCACUGAACGAAUGCCUUCUCUUCUUGACGUUGAUCAUCCAUGUGCACAGAGAGAAAUUGCUACGGCUCACCAUUUGGUGGAGACAAUCCCAGAACAAGAGGACAAUCUUCAAGAAGAAAAGAGAUCUUCAUUAGAUUCGAUGUCCUCAACGGAAACCGAUGUGUCUCAAUGGAACGUUCUGCAGUUCAACACGGGAGGCACUUCAGCUCCAUUCAUCAUAAAAUGCGGAGCUAACUCCAACUCAGAGCUCGUGAUCAAAGCGGAUGCACGGAUUCAAGAACCUAAAGGAGGAGAAAUCGUGAGAGUUGUGCCCAGACCUUCCGUUCUAGAAAACAUGAGCUUAGAGGAAAUGAAACAAGUGUUUGGUCCGUUGCCAGAAGCACUAAGUUCACUGGCGUUAGCAAGAACAGCUGAUGGCACAAGGGCUAGAUAUUCCAGACUCUACAGAACUCUAGCCAUGAAGGUUCCCUCUCUUAGGGACCUCGUUGGAGAGCUUGAGAAAGGAGGUGUCUUAAAAGAUACUACCAAAUCGACAUGAAAAAUGAUUCUGUUUUUUAUGUAAGUAUUCUUUGUUUUUUUGUACUGUGAGGCGCUUAAUAUACUUUUGGAUUUCUUUGUAUUUGUGUGUACUUUGUAGUAUUUUGAGACCACUAGUGAUGUUAUUGUGUUUAAGAACAGUUUCAGCUAAAAGAAAUCUUGGUAAGGCGAGUGAACUUUACAA